Molecule: messenger RNA, 1830 nt
Organism: Bactrocera latifrons
Lineage: Eukaryota; Metazoa; Arthropoda; Insecta; Diptera; Tephritidae
Gene: NELF-B
Product: negative elongation factor B
Exons: 4
Coding region: 1-1770 (589 amino acids)
Biological process (GO): negative regulation of transcription elongation by RNA polymerase II
Cellular component (GO): NELF complex; nucleus
Source: RefSeq, a predicted model, not a curated record
AUGUCAGUACCACCGAAGUUUGCUGGCACCGGACUAGAGGAAGUGAAUAUUCCAGGUCAAGCAUAUUUAAGAGAAGCCCUCACAUCGUGUACCGAUCCCUUGAAGGCGAUUGAAAGCUUUCAGCUGGAAAAUGGUGUACUAUUGCCGUCUUUGCGUCCAAUGCUGCCAUUGCUUGACUUACAUGGUGUUCGCCGUUUGGACUUCCACACAUCCCUAAUGGAGGAGCUGCGAGAAAAACUAAUUGCUCAUAUUAAUGAAUUGGGACAAAAGGAUCCACGUGAACGCGAUAAAAAGUUGAGAGAAUUGUUGAUUAAAAGUUUUCCUGUUGUGCGAGUUAAGGCGCUCCGGCCUGUAGUAAUGGCAAUUUUACGUAAUACCCAACAUAUUGAUGACAAGUAUUUGCGAAUACUGGUACGGGAUCGCGAACUUUAUUCGGAUACGGAUACAGAAGUAAAAAGGCAAAUUUGGCGUGAUAACCAAUCGCUGUUUGGUGAUGAAGUUUCACCACUUCUGUCACAAUAUAUUCGUGAAAAGGAACAUGUAUUAUUUGAUCACACCAAUUUGAACAAUCUAUUCUUUCAUCCCUCACCUAAGGUUCGUCGACAGGGGGAAGUAGUGCAAAAGUUGGCGAAUAUGAUUGGACAAAGUGUCAAACUGUACGACAUGGUAUUGCAGUUUUUACGAACACUAUUUUUACGUACCCGUAACGUUCACUAUUGUACUCUUCGUGCUGAAUUAUUGAUGGCACUCCAUGACUUAGAGGUACAAGAAAUUAUAUCAGUAGAUCCCUGUCAUAAAUUUACUUGGUGUUUGGAUGCCUGUAUUCGGGAGAAAAAUGUGGACAUAAAAAGGUCACGUGAGCUGCAAGGUUUCCUGGAUAACAUAAAACGUGGUCAAGAGCAGGUUUUAGGUGAUUUGUCUAUGACUUUAUGCGAUCCAUACGCCAUAAAUUUUCUGGCAACAUCAGCAAUAAAAAUUUUACAGCAUUUAAUUAACAACGAAGGACUACCUCGAGAUAAUACUAUUCUCAUUUUACUAUUGCGUAUGCUCGCUUUGGGAUUGAGUGCAUGGGUAAUGAUCGACUCGCAAGAUUUUAAGGAACCAAAGCUCGACUGCCAGGUUGUAACAAAGUUUCUGCCGGCGCUAAUGUCUCUCAUGGUAGAUGAUCAAUGUCGCAGUUUGCACUCGAAACUGCCUCCAGAUGAACGUGAAUCAGCACUUUGUACAAUUGAACAUUCAGGCCCAGCACCAGAUGCAGUUGAGGCCUAUAUACAAGAAAGCUCCGUAGCCAGUAUAUUGGCUAUGUAUUAUACCUUGCACACGGCACGAGUAAAAGACCGAGUUGGCGUUUUACGAGCAUUAGCCAUAUUAUCGGCAUGUAAGGACGAUCGAGCAUACGAGGAUCCCUUUUUACAUUCACUUAUCGCUUUGCUAAUUCCAAUGGCUGAAGAAUUUUCUGCUGAAGAUUUCUGCACAACACUGUUUGAUGAGUUUCUUUUCGUUGGAUUGACUCGUGAUAAUGUUACAAGACAUAUGUUAAAACUUUUGUGGUAUGUGCACAAUAAAUUACCUCCAGGAAGAUUGGCCACACUCAUGAAAGCUAUACAGCCUACAACAGGCCAUAACGAAACAGUACACAAAUUGUAUGAAACACUACAAGAACGAAUUGGUACAACCAUUCAUGAAGGCCCAAUUUCAGAGCAGCAAGAGGUGGAUUUCGACUCACCCUUAAAGAGUGUACCCACCCCAGGGCCGGCUUAUAUGCAAUAGAUUUUAGAUAAUUUUUAUAACAUAAAUUUUUUAAAUAAAGUAACCACACAAAAUAUUUAA